Molecule: messenger RNA, 1678 nt
Organism: Corvus hawaiiensis (hawaiian crow)
Lineage: Eukaryota; Metazoa; Chordata; Aves; Passeriformes; Corvidae
Product: guanine nucleotide-binding protein-like 3-like protein
Cellular component (GO): nucleolus
Molecular function (GO): GTP binding
Source: RefSeq, a predicted model, not a curated record
AGGGACGCUGCCGCCAUGGUGCGAUGCCUUCAGUGCGCCGGAAGUGACGUCACUAGGAGGCGCCAGGGAUCCGCGGCAGCGUGGGGGAGCCGCAGUCAUGACCCGGUCCCGACGACAGGUGGAGGCGUCCCGGAAGAAGCGCGUCCAGGCCCGGCGCACGCGCGGCGGGGGCAGGAAGGACCCGGGGGUGCCGCAGCUCGGCCGCUUCGCCGCCUACGUGCAGCAACAGAGCAAGAGCCGGCAGGGACGGGCGCUGCAGGAGCAGCAGCGGUCACUCCUGGCUGCGCAGCUGGCGGACGCUGUGCGGCGACAGCAGCGCUUCCAGAGCCAGGAGCAGGAGGAGGAGGAGCCCCCUCAGCCCCCCCAGGACGAGGCGUCGCUGCGUCAGUUCGGGCGGGAGCUGCGCAAGGUGCUGACGGCGUCUGAUGUGGUGCUGGAGGUGCUGGACGCCCGCGACCCCCAGGGCUGCCGCAGCCCCCGGCUCGAGGGGGCCCUGCGGCCCCAGCAGCGCCUCGUGCUCGUCCUCAACAAGAUCGACCUGGUGCCGCGGGAUGUGGUGGCCGCGUGGCUGAAGCAUCUCCGGGCCGAGUUCCCCACGGUGGCCUUCAAGGCGUGCACGCAGCAGCAGAGCCGGAACCUGAAGCAGAGCCGGGUGCCGGCGGCCGCAGCCCCCGAGGAGGUGCUGGAAGGGGGGGCCUGCGUGGGCGCCGAGAGCCUCCUGCACAUCCUGAGCAACUACGGCCGCUGCGGGGGGGCCAAGAUCUCCAUCACCGUGGGGGUCGUGGGGUACCCCAACGUGGGCAAGAGCAGCCUCAUCAACAGCCUCAAGCGCAGCCGCGCCUGCGGGGUGGGGGCCAUGCCCGGGGUCACCAGGUGCCUGCAGGCCGUGCAGCUGGACCGGCACAUCCGGCUCCUGGACUGUCCGGGCGUCGUGCUGGACUCGGGGGACCCCUCGGCCGCCGCCCCCCUGAGGGGGGCCCUGGCCCCGCAGCGCCUGCGGGACCCCCUGACCCCCGCCUGCGCCAUCCUGCGCCGCUGCCCCCCCCCAGCAGGUGCCGAGCUCUACGGGGUCCCCCCCUGCGCUGACCCCCUGCAGUUCCUGGCCCACCUGGCCCGGCGGCAGGGCCGGCUCCGGCCGGGGGGGCUGCCGGACGCCCACGCCGCCGCCGUGGCCCUGCUGCGCGACUGGACCAGCGGGAAGAUCUCGUACUACACCCACCCCCCCAAAUCGCAGGGGGUGCAACUCGAGGCCCAAAUCCUGCCGGCGCUGGGGCCAGCACUGGACCUGGAGGCUCUGGAACGGGGCGAUGCCGAGGCACUGGCAGCUGUCCCAGUGACGGUGACGGGCCUCGGGCUGUCCCCGGGCAAUGCUGAGGAGGAGGAAGGAGAAGCCAUGGAGGACGACAGCGGCGACCUGGAGCUUGGCACAAUGACGGUGGAGCUCAAGCCCCGGGUGAAGUCGGGGGGCACUGGGGGGGAGUCGGUGCCCCGGCCCCCAACCUGGAGGAGGUGGCUGCGCUCCCCCCUCUAUUCCAGGGCCAGGGGCUGCAGGCAGCUGGAAAAAGGAGGAAAAAGCUACAAAAAAGAGCAGAGAAAAUCGCCACAAAGCUGUCGGAGACGUUGGAGGCAGCCAUGCAGUUCUGAGGCAUCUACAGAUUAAAUAAAAAUUAAAAUACUA